AACAAGACUACACUUCCCAUGCUGCACCGCGCUCGCGUCGUUCCGCUGCUGUCACUUUGCCGAUGCGAGAGAUUCGCCCAGCAGCAUCUCAUUCGAGCGGCAGCGCAAAAAAAAAAAUGCACUGAAAUACGCAUCUUAGGACAUUUCCACCCUCUUUCGCUUUGCCAUGAGGGCGUGUGACGGGAAUAACGGGCAUGUUCGCACCGGAUUACGUCCCUUUCUUCUGAAAGAAAUGCGGAUUGCUUUGCGCUCGAGGUGUUAACGCAGAAACCAAAAAGAAAAAAAAAUUGAGCAAAAUGAAGAAGCAAUUCAAUCGGAUGCGACAGCUCGCCAACCAGACUGUUGGCAGGGCAGAAAAAACUGAGGUACUUAGUGAAGACCUGCUACAGGUGGAGAAGCGUUUGGACCUGGUGAAACAGGUCUCUCAUAGCACACAUAAGAAGCUCACAGCAUGUCUACAGGGUCAACAAGGCACAGAAAUAGAAAAGAGAUCUGUCAAAUCACCUUCGAAAAAGCUUCCACUGACUACACUUGCUCAAUGUAUGGUGGAGGGAGCUGCUGUUUUAGGAGACGACUCUCUACUUGGCAAGAUGCUGAAGCUCUGUGGAGAUACAGAGGAGAAGUUGGCCCAAGAGCUGCUCGUCUUUGAGCUUCAGAUUGAAAGAGAUGUCGUGGAGCCUCUUUAUGUGCUGGCUGAGGUGGAAAUUCCGAACAUUCAGAAACAGCGAAAACAUUUAGCCAAACUUGUUCUAGACAUGGAUUCUGCAAGGACACGGUGGCAACAAUCAUCCAAGUCUUCAGGUCACCCUAGUAACGUGCAGCAGGGUGGAGCCAAGUCUGAUUCCCUGAGGGAGGAAAUGGAGGAGACGGCCAAUCGGAUGGAGAUCUGCAGGGACCAGUUAUCAGCGGACAUGUACAACUUUGUGGCCAAAGAAAUAGACUAUGCAAACUACUUUCAAACGCUCAUUGAGGUUCAGGCCGAGUACCACAGGAAGUCUCUGGAGAUCCUGCAGAGUGUCCUGCCGCAGAUCAAAGCUCACCAGGAGGCCUGGAUAGAGAAGCCAUCGUAUGGGAAGGCCUUAGAGGAACAUCUAGCCAUCAGCGGCAGGGAGAUUGCCUUUCCUAUCGAGGCUUGCGUCACCAUGCUGCUCGAAUGUGGCAUGCAGGAAGAGGGUUUAUUUCGAGUGGCUCCCUCUGCCUCCAAACUGAAGAAGCUGAAAGCGUCGCUGGACUGUGGCGUUAUGGAUGUGCAAGAAUACUCAGCCGACCCGCACGCCAUCGCCGGGGCGUUAAAGUCUUAUCUCCGUGAGCUUCCUGAACCUCUAAUGACAUUUGAGCUCUAUGAUGAAUGGAUUCAAGCCUCAAAUAUUCAGGAUAUGGACAAAAGGCUUCAAGCCCUGUUGUGUACAUGUGAGAAACUACCAGCAGACAAUCUGAACAACUUCAGAUAUUUAAUCAAAUUCUUAUCCAAACUCACAGAGUACCAAGACUCUAAUAAAAUGACACCAGGCAACAUUGCAAUAGUUCUCGGACCCAACCUGCUGUGGACACAUUCAGAAGGGAACAUGACAGAAAUGAUGACCACCAUGUCCCUGCAAAUCGUAGGAAUCAUUGAGCCGAUCAUCCAGCACGCGGACUGGUUCUUCCCUGGAGAAAUUGAGUUCAACCUGACAGGCAGCUACGGCAGCCCAGUGCACACCAACCACAACUCCAACUACAGCUCCAUGCCCUCACCAGAUAUGGACCAAUCAGAGCGCAAGCAGCAGCACGACCAGAGCCGACGCCCACUCAGCGUUGCCACCGACAACAUGAUGCUGGAGUUCUACAAGAAGGACGGCAUUAGGAAAAUUCAAAGUGUGGGUGUCAGAGUCAUGGACACCUCAUGGGUGAAAGGCAAAAGCACCUCUACACUUUCCCGUAAAUCCUCAUCCACACCUCCCAGUGGUCAACCACCUGGAUCACCAGCAGACACACUGAUCUCAGAGCAGGCUGGUGAGCUGGCAACAUCUCCAAUCCCGACCCCCCCUCCUGGAGACAGGGGCAGCUCAGACGACGUGUCGCCCAAUCGGCCGGAUUCCUCACAUGUCUAUGUGUCCCACGUGGAGGAGCGGCCACCCCCUCCGUACCCUUCCUCGUCCUCCCAUCCCGGCCCUCACCAUUUCUACCCCAAGCCCCCUCCCUGCGCUCGUCCUGUGGCCCCUGGCCCAGAGUCCCAGCCACCUGCCUCUCCGCCUCCACCCCUGCGGUGGUCUGGCUUUGCCCCACCCCAGCCCCCGCACCAACCUCAGCACCAGCACCAGCCUCAGCCCCAGCUACCACCCCCUUCCUCCUCCUCCUCCUCCUCCUCUUGCUCACUCGAUAUCAACUCCAACCCCAAGCCUAGCUGCCUGCACUUUCCCAAACACGGCCCUGUGUGUGACGCACCGCAUGCCUCUAUGCUCCAUGACGUCAAUUCUUCGCCCCUCUACAUUAAAACCCCUCUCGUGCUGACCCGCCACGACCCCCCUAGCCUCCCCUCUUCCGCUCCCCCGCCGUGGGCUGCCUGUCCAUGUGCCCGUGAGAGAGGACCCCCCAGGCUGACUAGUACUCUGAAGAGUAAGGAACUCUCUCCUGUGAUUGGCCACAAGGCUGUGCAGGCGUCAGGAUCAACAGUGCCCCCUGUCGGCGGCCAGCAGAGCAACAGCCAGUCUCCACACUCGGCCGAGCACAGCCCACACACCUUACGCAAAGUGUCUAAGAAAUUGGCCCCUGUGCCGCCCAAGGUUCCCUACGGCCAGUCGGGGGGGAUGUCAGACCAAUCCACAGGUCAGCCGUCUCCGGUUAGCCUGUCCCCCACUCCCCCAAGUACCCCCUCCCCUUACGGUUUGGGCUGUCCCCCUGGACAUGCGCCCACCUCUUCCCCUGGCCAGACCCCAUUAGGGGGACCCCAUACACUGUCCUCACCACCAACUUCUCUGACUGGUACGCUCACAAAGUCCCGGCCCAACCCAAAGCCCAGGCAGAGACCCAGUCUGCCCCCUCCCCAGCCGCCCACCGUGCCCCCUACGGUCCCCCAGCCCCUGGAGCAGGGUCUACUUGACGGAUUAUCCCCCGGAGAGAGCAUGUCCACAGCUGUGUGAGGCCAGGGACUGAGUGUGGGCUGAGUGUGAGGGGGACAUUUAGGGUAAGCCAGAACCUGCUGUGCCCGUGCCAUAGCCUCAUCUCACACCGUCUGGCCUGGUGCUGUGGCUGAAUCCGGGGCCUACCGUAGCCUUGCUCUGUCUCAUAUCGUAACACACUCCCUUCUCCAGCUCUGUCAUUCUCCUCCAAACGCGGGGCUGUCCUUGGCUUCUUCAUUCUGUCAGUGUAGUCUGUGCAUGGUGUGAGACUGGUCUGUGCAUGGCUUAUGGCCUUAUUUUCCCCAGUAACAUUACAUAUUUACCAGCGUUGUCGCUUAUGAUGUUCAUCUCAAAGCCUCCGGCCCUGACCUCACAUUGUGAUCCAUUCCCUUUACCAAUAUCCCCAUUGGGUGGUCCCAGGUAAACCCCAACGAAACUCUCUUUGAGUCGGGUUGAUCACAGGGAAAUGGUGAAACUUUCUGCACCUCACAGCUGUGACUGUUUCAUCUGCGUCCAUCUCAUUCUUACAAAGGGGAGGUCAUCACAAUCAGAUACAGUCCACCAAUCCACAAAGUCCACUGACAAGGUUUUUAAUGUUACAACAUCUUCAAUUUGCACCCGUCUUGUUGUCUAUGUGUUAAUUCGGUCAUUGUGGUCAGUGUUGGGGCAACGUGUUACAAGUAGUAUGCCUUAAGCUGGAUUUAUACUUCUGCAUUGAGGUAACAGUGUACCCCAUCUUGCACAUAGCAUUGCAAACAUUUAUACUUCUGCAUUCUGUCUGUGCUGCUCUGUAGAAGAAGAACACUUCUGAAAUUUUUGUAUGCAGUGGGGUUUUUAUGUUUCACUGUUUCGAGUUUCUUUAUUGCUUGUUUGGUUCAAUGCUACUGUAGCGGUUAAACUCACAUUUAUUCAGAGAAAAAAUGGGGAGGAACCGUUGAACGUUCAACAACUUUAUUUAUAAAAUAACCCCUAAACAAAAGUCCAUCUGCAGGAUUCAUUAUUUUUUAAACCAGCCUCGCUAUCACUCCUAUGGCUCUCGUACCCACCCAUACUCAUAGUCAAAGAUCUUGCGAUAAGCAUUGUUGCAACGUAUAGUUACAUUCGUUCUGCAUGACAGAGUUCAUGUCUGGGGUAUGGUGAAGGAAGGGUAUGGGACCAAAUGGGCUCAAUGCAGAAGUAUAAACUGGCAUUUACGAGUACAAUAUUGUGAGUUACAAGUAACGUGUUACAAGAAACGCAUAAUAAAACUACUUGUCAAGUAUCAAGUAAA
This is a messenger RNA of Danio rerio (zebrafish), 4368 nucleotides long. The record is from RefSeq and is a predicted model, not a curated record. NCBI's taxonomy places the organism in Eukaryota, Metazoa, Chordata, Actinopteri, Cypriniformes, Danionidae.